This is a messenger RNA of Microthlaspi erraticum, 282 nucleotides long. The record is from the annotation of a GenBank genome assembly. Lineage: Eukaryota; Viridiplantae; Streptophyta; Magnoliopsida; Brassicales; Brassicaceae.
AUGGGAAAGCGCAUCAAGCAGCUCACUCGCUCCAAGAGCACAUCUCCUAACCAUACUCCCAUCCGUACUCCCCCAGCCCCUCCCAGCCCCGGUCACGACGACAACGAUCACAACGACGAAGGCGCUUCCAAGUUCCAAACACAGAGACCUCCAGAAGGAAGAGGAAAGCCUCAAAGUCGCCUCCGUCAAGCUCAAAGGGUGAAGCCACAUCAUCCUCCUCGUCCACCUUUUAAGAGGUCAUGGCCAACGAAAGUUGAGUUGUGGGCUAUUGUGAACAAUUGA